UGUCAUUUUCUUUUCCUGUAGAACUUUCAUUGUUGAGGUUCCUCAGUGCUGAACUAACGAGAGGUUACUUCCUCGAACAUAACGAGGCCAAGUAUACAGAAAGAAGAGAGAGAGUAUACACUUGUUUGCGAAUACCAAGAGAAUUGGAAAAGCUCAUGGUGUUUGGGAUCUUCCUGUGCCUGGACGCAUUUCUGUACGUGUUCACCCUGCUUCCUUUACGAGUUUUCCUGGCACUAUUCAGGCUCUUCACUCUGCCUUGCUAUGGCUUAAGACCGAAGGGAGGAGCACUUUCACUUCCUUUAUAGAAUGGAAUGUGGUGUCACAGGGACUCCUUGUGAGACAGACGCUUACUUCAGCCUGCCCAGGUGUGUGACAUUUUGAAGGGUGUCAUUUUGGUCAUGUGCUAUUUUAUGAUGCACUAUGUCGACUACUCCAUGAUGUAUCACCUGAUCAGGGGGCAGUCAGUCAUCAAGCUCUACAUCAUCUACAACAUGCUGGAGGUAGCAGAUCGUCUCUUUUCAUCAUUUGGUCAAGAUAUAUUAGACGCUCUCUACUGGACAGCAACGGAGCCUAAAGAAAGAAAAAGAGCCCACAUCGGGGUGAUCCCUCAUUUCCUCAUGGCCGUCCUCUACGUCUUUUUGCAUGCAAUUCUUAUAAUGGUUCAAGCAACAACUCUCAAUGUAGCUUUUAAUUCACACAACAAGUCACUGCUUACUAUCAUGAUGUCUAAUAAUUUUGUUGAAAUUAAAGGAAGUGUUUUCAAGAAGUUUGAAAAGAACAAUCUUUUUCAAAUGUCUAAUAGUGAUAUUAAGGAACGAUUCACAAAUUAUGUGCUUUUGCUAAUAGUGUGUCUGAGAAACAUGGAACAGUUUUCUUGGAAUCCAGAUCAUCUCUGGGUGUUAUUUCCAGAUGUUUGUAUGGUGAUCGCAUCAGAAAUUGCUGUGGAUAUUGUAAAACAUGCCUUUAUCACCAAGUUCAAUGACAUUACUGCAGAUGUCUACAGUGAAUACAGAGCCAGCCUUGCUUUUGACCUCGUUAGCAGUCGGCAGAAAAAUGCCUAUACCGAUUACAGUGACUCUGUGGCACGGAGGAUGGGCUUCAUCCCUCUCCCACUAGCUGUUUUACUCAUCAGAGUUGUAACAAGCUCAAUUAAAGUACAAGGAAUCCUGUCAUAUGCCUGUGUCAUACUCUUCUAUUUUGGGUUGAUAUCCCUGAAAGUGCUUAACAGCGUCGUGCUGCUGGGAAAGUCGUGCCAGUACGUGAGGGGGGCCAAGAUGGAGGAGAAGCUGUUCGACCCGCCCCCCAGCAGCGCGCCCGGCAAGCCGUCCAGCAAGUCGCAGAGCAAACGCAAACCCUCCCAAGAAGAAAACCUGUCUGCCUCAGUUACCAGCCAGCCUGUCCAUCAGAAGGAAAACGUCAUACCCUUACUCGUGACGAGCAAUUCCGAUCAGUUUUUGACAACUCCAGAUGGUGAUGAGAAGGACAUAACGCAAGAAAACUCUGAAUUAAAACACAGAUCCUCAAAGAAAGAUUUGUUGGAGAUAGACAGGUUCACAAUCUGCGGAAACCGGAUUGACUGAAUUCUGAGGCUCCCUGUGCUGAGCGCCGAGGCCUGGGGCAGCCAGGCUGUGCUACCGGGACAGACAGAUGCUAAAAGUGGCACUUAAAUAUUUAUUUAAAAACUUAAAUUAUUAACGGAAAGCAAAUCUUAAUAUCUUUCUUCCAGUAACGUGGUCUGGCUGAAGGUCAGGUCACGGGACAGCAGCGACCUCCGGCCUUGACUGUCUGGGAAUUUCCUUCUGCUCGGAGAAGCAGCGGUCACUUCCGGGCCUGACGGGGACAACCUCAGAAUCACUUUUGCUCUGUCAGUUCGUGCUUCCAGAACAUCGAUUUCUGCCUCAAGGUCUCUUGGGUAUGAGGAUACAUACCUGGAAAACUGUGAAGCUUCUACCAUGACUUUACCUUCCUGUCUCAUACUGUUUUCACAAACAGUUUUCAUACUCUACUUCAUCUGCCAAAGCGUUAAAAAAAAAUAAUUACACUUAAGUCAAGAUAAAUGUUCUUACCACCAGAAUUAUCCUUGAAGAUGUAUCUGAAUUAAUCAGAAUAAAAGGCUACCUUAAAUAAA
This is a messenger RNA of Pteropus alecto (black flying fox), 2128 nucleotides long. It is a transcript of the gene TAPT1, whose product is annotated as transmembrane anterior posterior transformation 1. The coding region runs from base 399 to 1580 and encodes 393 amino acids. The record is from RefSeq and is a predicted model, not a curated record. The transcript has 14 exons. Gene Ontology annotation, biological process: maintenance of protein localization in endoplasmic reticulum; positive regulation of cilium assembly. Gene Ontology annotation, cellular component: ciliary basal body; endoplasmic reticulum membrane. NCBI's taxonomy places the organism in Eukaryota, Metazoa, Chordata, Mammalia, Chiroptera, Pteropodidae.